Messenger RNA from Seminavis robusta, 2112 nucleotides. The record is from the annotation of a GenBank genome assembly. NCBI's taxonomy places the organism in Eukaryota, Bacillariophyta, Bacillariophyceae, Naviculales, Naviculaceae.
AUGACAGCCACUACUUUUGUUGUUGGUAGUACUGGUAGUUCUAGCAGCACCCCCGUGUGGGAUCCAGUGGAGCAGAUUUACGUGGGUGGCGUAGUACCGGGCGCCAGCAAUGACGACGUGUCGGAAUUGUUGAAUGCAUCAAAAGGCACACUGCGGGUCUUUGGUUAUGGAUCUCUUUGCUGGAAUCCUGGGGCGGGUGCUUUGGGUCACUCCUCUGUGAAACGUUCGGCCGGUCAUGCCAAGGGAUAUCGACGAGUCUGGGCGCAAAAGAGUACCGAUCAUCGCGGUUUUCCAAGUUUUCCAGGGAUUGAAUGUUUGGCCGAAUUGGAUUUUCGAGAAAAGGGAGGCUAUGCCCGGGAAAUUGUGACUGUGGUACAAGACGAUACCGGCGAAGAAGUUCCGGCAUUGCUGUAUCGAGGGACCCCCGAGAAUCCCGCCUUUUGGCCACUGGCACUGCAAGAAAUACCCUUGGCAGCAGCCGUCAUGGCAGUUUCCAUCGGUCCAUCUGGACCCAAUCAUGUCUAUCUCAAUCAACUCGACGCAUUCUUGAAGCAACACACGACCAACACGGCAGCGGACGAUGAUGACACGUGCCGAUUGGCAAAAAUGGUCCAACAAUUGCAACAACACCAGCUCUAUUUCCUAUACGGAUGUGGUUCCAAUCAACAUGGACAAAUACGACAACAUACGACGACAACACAAAAACCUCCGGAUCAAGAUAUUCCGCAACUCUUGGAAAGUGUUCUUUGUACCACCAUCCAAUCAUCAACAACCAACAACAACAAUACUAAAAAGGACAAAUCACCGGUAGUAGAUCCACCCCAACAAUUACUGGCGGGAGGAGGACAUUCCGGGUUGAUCACGGCACGUGGGAAACUAUUCUUGUGGGGUUGGAACGAACAGGGACAAUGUGGCAGCAACACCAAUCAUCAUCAUCAUGACAAUAAUAAAAAGUGCCCACUGCCAGUCAGAGAAUGUCCCGAUAUGCUCGUCAAACACGCUGCGUUGGGAUUUUCGCACACGCUCGCCAUUGAACGGGUGACCCGCAAACUCUACGCAUGGGGAGAUAACACGUAUGGACAAUGCGGUCCUCAAAAGGACAAGCAAUCUGUCAUGGAAAUGCAACCCACAUGCAUCCAUCCCGACGACCGGUUCAUUGCCGUGGCGGCCGGUGUCUUUCAUUCGGCCGCUAUAACCACACAGGGUGCAUUGGUCACGUGGGGAAAUGGCAAACACGGACAAUGUCUUGACAACAACAACAACAAAAACUGGAGUCCACCGGAUGGCAGCAAAUUAGUCCGCGUCGUGUGUGGGAGGCAUCAUACGGCCGUGGUGGAUGAUCGAGGCCGUGUCUGGACACUCGGUGACAACAAAUACGGACAACUUGGGCGGAAUGUCAUCCAAAAUGGAGAGCACGCCAAAUCCAAACCACGAGAUUCCGUCCCGUCACUGGUGGAUGGACCACUGGGUUCCGACCACGAUCAUCGUCAUCGGGUCGUCCAACUCGAAAGCGGUUGGUCUCAUCUCGUGGCACGGGUCCAAGUUGCGGAUGCUAGUACAACAGCAGCGUCCGUCGUCUAUGGUUGGGGUCGCAGUGACAAAGGACAGUUAGGUGUCGCCGCCCCAACGAAUGUCCUUUCGCCGCAUCGACUCGAAACGUCGUCGCAUAUACAACAAGUCGCUUGUGGAUCCGAGUCCACGUACCUGUUGGCAGAGGAUGGGAGCAUUCACAGUUGCGGAUGGAACGAACACGGAAAUCUGGGGAUUGCCUCUACUUCUCCUGCAACGAAUCCAAACAAAAACGACGACGACGACGAGGAGGAGGAGACUGCUCCAGACAACAACAACAAAAACGACGACGAGGAAGAUCAGGUCACACUCAUCACACCCAGGGGCAGUUUCGUGUUUUUCGAGGACGGGAGCAUGAGUGAGCUCGGACAGAAUCAUAAUCUUGCGGAAAAGAAUGCGGAUGACCAAGAAAACGUCACGAGGAUCACGCCCCUGGAGGGAACGGAGCGCAUCGUAUGUCCUCCUACUUACGAGUCGUCGAAGGACAAGAGCCAGCUGUUGAUGGCAGCAGGAGGGGCUCAUUUUCUAGUCAUGAAAACGUAG